Messenger RNA from Theobroma cacao (cacao), 897 nucleotides. NCBI's taxonomy places the organism in Eukaryota, Viridiplantae, Streptophyta, Magnoliopsida, Malvales, Malvaceae. The record is from RefSeq and is a predicted model, not a curated record.
CUGCAUUAUAUGCCAAUGGCAAACGGGAAUGCGGUAGCCUACCCUGUCUGCCGCUCCGGCGCUCACAGUUCCGUCGAGAGAGGGAGAGUACGAUGGCUGGUGUCGGAAAAUGCUUCCUCCUUACUGGCCCUCCUGGUGUGGGUAAAACCAAUCUGAUUAUGAGAAUAUACGAGAGUCUCAAGUACUCUAACCCCAACCUCAAGCUCCAGGGGUUCUACACCCAAGAGAUUAGACAAGGAGGUGAGAGGGUUGGGUUUGAAGUUUUCACGUUGGAUGGUCGCAGAGGUCAGCUCGCCUGCACCGUGAUUCCCAGUCCCGAAGCUCAUCAGUGGCCUCGUGUUGGGAAAUACAAGGUGGAUGUAGCAUCAUUUGAAUCAGUGGCAUUACCUGAAUUGAAGAUCAGAGAAGAUACCGAUCUCUUCAUCAUUGAUGAAGUUGGUAAAAUGGAGUUGUACAGUUCAUACUUCUUUCCAGCCAUUCUAAAGAUUCUUCAAUCCAAUAUUCCUCUUCUCGCUACUGUACCAAUACCAAAUUUUGGCAAAGAUAUACCUGCAGUUGCAAGGUUGAAGAAUCAUCCAGGUGCAACCAUUUUCACAUUAGACCAAUACAACAGGGAUGCUAUGCACGAGCAGAUCUAUUCCCAGUUGGUAGAUAUACUACCUAAACCAAAGCUACAGGACUAGGUUAAUGAUAAAAGUUACCUGAUGUAUCCGGUUCCUCUGUGAGUAAUGAAAAAUGUGUCAUGUAUUGAAUUCCUGCUCUUUUUAUCUUUUUGCAUGUGCUGUAUACGCCUCUUCGCAAGAUCUUCAUGUGGAAAUCUUACAUUUAAGAUCUUUUCUUUCUUAAACUUGUGCAAUGAUUUCAUCAGCGCUAUAUUUCAUGUUUUUCUAUGGGCUC